Molecule: messenger RNA, 2848 nt
Organism: Podarcis muralis (Common wall lizard)
Lineage: Eukaryota; Metazoa; Chordata; Lepidosauria; Squamata; Lacertidae
Source: RefSeq, a predicted model, not a curated record
GACAUCUGGUGGGAGGGCAUUCCACAGGGCGGGUGCCACUACCGAGAAGGUAGUGCCUUGGAUCCAUAAGGAUUGCCCUGGAAGACACUGUAUCUGUGAUUUUUAUGGGGCGGUCAAUGAGGAUAGAGGGGUUCAAUGAUUUGGGGAUGGUUUUGCAGGGGAGGGGGAACUCACAUUGAAAUCACACAGUUUUAAGAGGCUCCAUUUUGUUGGAUCUAAUGUGUAUUCAUUUGAACAUGCAUUCUCCCACCUCAUAGUUGCUCUCUUUCCCUCUUCCAAAUUCCUUCCCUUUCUCUGCUACGUUAUUGGUUGCUUUACUUUCUGUCCAUCUGCUCAGGUGCCAACCUGAACUUUGAAAAGCUCUUUGAACUGAGAGAGGAAGCAAGAGGGAGUGUCGCUCUUUCAACUUCCUCCUUCAGCUUCAUGAACUUUUCAGUGAGAAAAAUGGUAAUUAUCCUCACCAUCUCAUGACAAAGGGGGCAGUGGGCGAUGUGGGGGUAGGGAGCUCAAAGGCUUUGUGGCCACCAGAGGAAGACCUUGAGGGCCCCAGGUUGGGGACCCCAGCAUUGUGGAGAUGGAGGUCUGCCUAAUUGUGGCAAUUGCCCAAUGAGCAGAGAUGCUGAGGCACUGAGAUAAAUUUAAGGAUGAGAAAAAUGGGUUUCUUUUAGGGGGAAAUUGUGUUAUUUCUCUAGCAUAUGUCUUGUUUCCCCCUUUGUUGCUCCCUUUCCCAUACUCUCCAUUACCAGAUACCCUGCUUCCCUAAAGCCUGGGCCUUAAACACCCAGGUCCUGAGAGAGGGGGAAGUCGGGGUCUCUAACUGUACUUAGCUAAUUGCAAGCUAUGCUACAGGAGAAUAAGCAGCCCUCCGCUGAGGCUCCCGGCUCCCCUGCCUCUACCAGCAACGACAUGGACGAAGGGGCUGACGGCACGCAGUAUCCGCCAUUGCAGAAUUACUCGGUCCUGCAUGGCUUGGUGGGGCCAGCCUGCAUCUUCUUGCGCCAGAGCAUCGCCAUCACGCAAAUCGACAGAGAACUGCGACCAGAGGAGAUCGAAGAGCUAAAGGAGGCCUUCCGAGAGUUUGACAAGGACCAUGACGGCUACAUCAGCUACAAAGACCUGGGGGAAUGUAUGCGAACCAUGGGCUACAUGCCCACUGAGAUGGAGCUCAUUGAAUUGUCUCAGCAGAUCACUGGAGGGAAGGUGGAUUUUGAUGACUUUGUGGAACUGAUGGGCCCCAAGAUGCUGGCAGAAACGGCAGACAUGAUUGGGGUGAAAGAACUGCGGGAUGCCUUCCGAGAGUUUGACACAAAUGGCGAUGGACAGAUCAGCAUAGCUGAGCUAAGGGAAGCCAUGCGCAAACUCUUGGGACAGCAGCUGAACUACCGUGAGGUGGAUGAGAUACUCAAAGAUGUUGAUCUGAAUGGGGAUGGCCUUGUGGACUUUGAAGAGUUUGUACGGAUGAUGUCUCGCUGAGAGCAGCCAGCAGCAGCAGCCCCAGGCUGAAGUGCCUUACGGAGAGGAGAGACUUCAAGCUGCUGUAUAUCCUGAUCUAACCAUCAGGAGCAAUGGCAGCAUGCGAGAACUUCCUACACAUCCUGUGUACCCUGCUUGGAGCCAAACAGCCACUCCUAAAGUCCAGAGACUUGCAUCAGCUUCAGCACCUUCAAUGACAUCCUUGACUGGAUCUCAAGACUGAUACCCCAUCUACUGUUUUAGAGACAGCCACGACCCCAAGCUCUCAGGCUCCGGAUGUCAUUGUACCUUGCCUUUACUCUGUUCUCUGUAACGCUGACCUUUCACCCCAAGCAUACCUUAAGAAGGAACAAUCAACCAACAACAAAACUCUCUUAAAUAUUCUGCAUGCAAUGGUGUGACAAUAUUUGAAACGCUUCACCGUCCUAUUCCAAGAGGGGCUGCUUUCCUUUCCUUUCCCCCUCUCUAAACGGUGUUUGUUUUUAAAAGUACAUUCUUCUCCACUGUGGCAUGCUCACCCCCACCUCUGACGUCCUUUCUAAGUACAGUGGAACAAUGGCAAGGAGUUGGCUUGUGGUCCCAAACGGAACAGGGAUUGUUCUGGAAACUGGAUGGGCUGGCGCUCACUGCCUGCUAUUAAGCCAACCUUUGUGACUUAAUGGGAUCUAUGGUGCAUGAAUGUUCAUUAGGUUUACUGGAAGUGGCAGCUGUGUGAUCCAGAGGUGUUCGGCCCUCAAAAGAUCUGGGAUUCUGACAUGCAAAACCUUUGCCUCCCAAAACCCAGGGACUGCUUCUGUCUCUACAAACGACAAGCUGCUUUAUAGAUUGCCCUUCAGCUAACUGACUAUGGCAUAUUCAGCGGCCAUAUUUCCAUCCAUAUUUGGAAUCCCCAUUUACUUGUGAUUUUCAAACUGUGUUCUGGAGAACCCCUGGGGUUCCUUAGAAGCUUAACAGAGGCUACUCAAUGAGAAAGUCAGGAUGGAUUUUCCAGCUUGCCCAUUACUACCAACUGUCUUCUGAACUAUGCAGCCUCAGGGGAGAGUUGGGUGAGCUCUAAGUGAACACCUCAGAAUCCUUUGCCAAAAUAAGAAGAUUCAGUAGCAGAUAAGUUGAUGUGGGCAAAGUUGCCCAAAGUUAGAAAAUCCCAGUGCUCUGUUGCUGGAAACAUAUUUUCACUUUCCUAUUGAAAAUCAAACUGUUCUGUCAAUUCAAAUUCUUGUUUCAGCUGAAAAGACCAGUGCAUUGGAGGGAAGAUGAUGGCCUCAAACCUACAUUUCCCUCUGUUGUGAAUGUGACUCACAUUGUUUAUUUUUUUCUCACAUAUGUAAUACCAUACAUUUAGCUGUAUCCAAACACUUACUCAAGCAAGCUCAAU